Messenger RNA from Diplodia corticola, 969 nucleotides. RefSeq names its product chitin binding protein. The transcript has a single exon. Bases 1 to 969 code for a protein of 322 amino acids. The record is from RefSeq and is a predicted model, not a curated record. Lineage: Eukaryota; Fungi; Ascomycota; Dothideomycetes; Botryosphaeriales; Botryosphaeriaceae.
AUGUCUGCCAAGUACAUUGCCGCCCUCCCCGUCCUGGCCACCCUGGUCGCCGGCCACGGCUACAUCUCCAAGCCCCAGGCCCGCAUGCCCGGCGAUGCCAUGGCUGCCGCUUGCGGCCAGCAGGUCUACACCAACCAGCAGUCGGACCACUACGGCAACGUCCAGGGCGAGCUCCAGGUCGCCAGCUCCCAGAGCGACUACGAUGCCGCCGCCUGCGACAUCUGGCUCUGCAAGGGCUACAAGUUCGACGACAACAAGGACAACGUCCAGACCUACACUGCCGGCCAGGAAGUCGCCUUCACCGCCGAGAUCCACGCCCCCCACACCGGUGUUGCCAACGUCUCCAUCGUCGACACUGCCUCCAACAGCGUCAUCGGCUCCGCCCUGAAGAGCUGGGACGUCUACGCCUCGACCGCCACCGGCGUCAAGGACACCGACACCUCCUUCAGCAUCACCAUGCCCUCCGACCUUGGCGACCAGUGCGCCACCGCUGGCGACUGCGUCAUCCAGUGGUACUGGUUCGCCGAGGACAUCGACCAGACCUACGAGGCCUGCGUCGACUUCACCAUGAGCGGCUCCGGUUCCGGCUCGUCCUCUUCCGGCUCCAGCUCUGCUGCCGCCUCCUCGGCCGCCUCGGCCACCUCCAAGGUCGCCGUCGCCGCUGCCGCCACCCCCUCGUCCACCCUGGCCACCUCGGCCGCCGCCGCCACCGCCCCGGCCACCACCGCCGCCUCUUCCUCGUCGGACAGCCAGCUCGCCCAGCAGAUCGCCGCCGCCUUCCCCUCCAGCGUCCUGACCCAGACCCUGCCCGCCACCGCCACCGGCUCUGCCAGCGUCAUCCCCGAGUCGUCGCUGCCCGAGGGCACCACCGUCCAGGACCUCGUUGACUGGUUCGCCGAGCUCGUCUCCAGCAUCGAGUCUUCUUCCUCCAAGAAGGCCCGCCGCCACGCCCGUGACCUCCGCGCUUAA